This is a messenger RNA of Peronospora matthiolae, 723 nucleotides long. The record is from the annotation of a GenBank genome assembly. NCBI's taxonomy places the organism in Eukaryota, Oomycota, Peronosporomycetes, Peronosporales, Peronosporaceae.
AUGGUAACCAAACGCAGUCGUCCUGCACCCAUCCUUCGCGUCAAGAAAUUAUCUCCACAGGCCAUUUUGCCUUCGCGAGGUUCAAGUCUUGCAGCGGGUUUGGACCUCGCAGCUGCCUACGAUGCUGUCAUUCCAGCAGGCUCCAAGGGUCUGGUCAAGACGGACCUUGCCAUUGCUGUGCCCGACUGCUGCUAUGCCCGCGUGGCGCCUCGUUCGGGUCUUGCGCUGAAGAAUUUCAUCGACACUGGUGCUGGUGUCAUCGAUGCCGAUUACCGCGGCAACGUGGGCGUGCUCCUGUUCAACCACUCGACGGAAGACUUUGCCGUCAAGCGAGGAGAUCGAGUAGCGCAGCUCAUUCUCGAGAGAAUCGAGUACCCAAGCAUCAUGGAGGUGGAUGAGAUUGACCAGACGGCUCGUGGCGCGAGCGGUUUUGGCAGCACGGGAGUGUCUCUACCUAUUGCCAAGAAGCACCGCGUGGCGUUAAACGACGUGCCCUUUAGUGAAGGGGAAGAAACUGCUGUUGACACGACGUUCAAGGCGCUCGAGCUGUUGUUAGUCAAUAAGGUGAUGGACGACGACAUGCGGCGUCUUCUGAAAAAGAAGCUCUAUAUGGCGUCCGAGAGGCAGUUCAUGCUGCUGAACAAAGCGCUGAACGACUAUCUUGAAGACGAGGAUAGUGGCAAGGUGCUCGAGUGGAUCACUGCUUUCCUCGAAGUCAAGUGA